Molecule: messenger RNA, 1011 nt
Organism: Gigantopelta aegis
Lineage: Eukaryota; Metazoa; Mollusca; Gastropoda; Neomphalida; Peltospiridae
Product: cytosolic Fe-S cluster assembly factor nubp2-like
Exons: 8
Coding region: 6-824 (272 amino acids)
Biological process (GO): iron-sulfur cluster assembly
Cellular component (GO): cytosol
Molecular function (GO): 4 iron, 4 sulfur cluster binding; ATP-dependent FeS chaperone activity; ATP binding
Source: RefSeq, a predicted model, not a curated record
UCAAGAUGUCUGCGCCCAUUGGAAUCUGUCUGGACAACUUGUCCACCGUGCGACACGUCAUCCUGAUCUUGUCUGGAAAAGGCGGCGUUGGCAAAAGUACAGUUGCAACACAGCUUACAUUAGGACUUAAAGCUAUUGGCAAAAAGGUUGGUAUUCUUGAUGUGGACUUGUGUGGCCCGAGUAUUCCAAAAAUGUUUAAUGUGGAAGGAAAUGAUGUGCACCAGUGUCCUGAAGGAUGGCUUCCAGUAUUUCCUGAUAAGGACCAGAAAGUUGGAGUGAUGUCCAUUUCUUUUCUUCUCGAUCACAAAGAUGAUGCAGUGGUUUGGAGAGGACCCAAGAAAAAUUCUAUGAUUAAGCAGUUUCUGAGCGAGGUGCACUGGCAGGACAUCGAUUACCUCAUCAUCGACACACCACCCGGCACGUCGGACGAACACAUCACAGUCAUGGAGAGUCUCAAGGGAUACAACCCAGAUGGGGCUAUCAUUGUAACAACACCACAGGCUGUUGCCAUUGGUGACGUGAGGAGAGAGCUGACAUUUUGUAAAAAGACUGGAAUUCCAAUUAUUGGCAUCAUAGAGAAUAUGAGUGGUUUCGUCUGUCCUCACUGUUCUGAGUGCACAAAUGUGUUUUCUAAAGGUGGAGGUGAAUCUUUGGCAAAACAAAAUAAUAUUAGAUUCUUAGGUUGCAUUCCUCUUGAUUCUCAAAUAGCGUCAUGUAUGGAUGCUGGACAAGACUUCAACGAAAAGUGUCCGAACUCCCCCGCCGCAGUCGCCAUCACCAGUAUUAUCAAGAGACUUAUUGAAGUCGACCGAGAUCUGCCGUAAAGUGAAUUCAGGAAUUACAAUCUCUCCAAGAUGAUUGCAAAAUGAACCCCCACAGAUUGAUGCUGCAGUGAGCUGGACAAGAUACAUUGUUGGCAGUUUGGUGAAUUGUGUUUGAAAAUGUGACCUUUUUGUUGGUGAGCAGGGUUGAAAUAAUUUAGAUUGUUGAGGUGGGGGGGGGGGGGGGGGG